AUGCCACCGACGGGAAGUGGUUCCCCGGGAGUGGUUCCACCGCCUCGUUUUCAAAGCAGCAACAACAACAACAAUAACACCAACAUCCAGCAACAGCAGCAGCCCCCGAUGGCCGUUCUAGCCAGUAUCGUGCCAUCUCCGACGGCCACUUUGACCUCCAAUGCUGCCACCUCAGUCUGCACCCAUCACAGCCACGGUGAUUGCGGAACAUUGCCGGCUGGAAUCGCCUCACGAGGGAAUUCCUCCAGUAAACCCCCGCUGUCGAUAAUCAAAUUUCUCGAACUGUGCCUGGCGGCCACCUGUACAGUGCUUCAUUACUACAGCUUCGACGAUGGCGACCUGGUGACGGGAUUUCUCUCGACCGGAACCUUCUGCGGCUACAUCGUGAUUCUGACCACGGUUAUGGUUGGUUACCUGAUGAAGGCUCACAUCCAUCGGCGCCUGAAUUUAUUCUACAGUUUGCUGGGUUGUGCCCUAUUUCUGACCUCCGGAGUAUUUAUCAUCGAAGCCUGGGAGCACGCCUUCCGAACCAGAACUCGGGAUCUGGCCAUCACCAAGGGAUCGAUUGCCAUCAUUAACGGGGUUAUUUUCAUGAUGGACACCAUCUUUACCUUUCGCGAACGGAAAUGA
Uranotaenia lowii is the source of this 630-nucleotide messenger RNA. RefSeq lists its product as uncharacterized. The transcript has 3 exons. Gene Ontology annotation, biological process: septate junction assembly. The coding region runs from base 1 to 630 and encodes 209 amino acids. NCBI's taxonomy places the organism in Eukaryota, Metazoa, Arthropoda, Insecta, Diptera, Culicidae. The record is from RefSeq and is a predicted model, not a curated record.